AUGCUUUUUUUCUUUUUGCCCCGCUUUCUCUUUAAUUCUCUUAUCCCUUAUCUUCUAGCUGGAAUCUCGAGCAGCCGCAAUUUAUUACUACCUCAACAGCCUAGACUUUUAGGUAACCCUCAAAUAUGCUUGCCAACGUUAAGUAAGAAGGCUUUAACACUAAGUCCAUCCACAUGCACUUGGGAAUACUUUCGUGCCAGGCGUGGACCCUUCACUCCAGCCGAGAAAAAGGGCAACCACAUGAUGUUGGCAUCUACACAUUGGAAGUUAGAGCGCAUUGUUGCCAUCAGUCUGUUAGGCAUUAUACCUGGGGCUCUUAUAGCACCUGGACCAGUGAUGGAUUGUCUUCUUUCUACUACAUUUUUGUUGCAUAGUCAUUGGGGUAUUGAUGCAGUUUUACAAGAUUACUUAGCCAAGUUUAUCCCUUGGAUUCAGAAAGUUUGGCUAGUAAUCAGCAUCGUAGCCAUACAUCUUAAAUAUAAUUGUGAUCAAUGUUUCAUUUUCUUUUUACUUUUUUUUACUUUUCUUUCUUCUUUACACUAUCAUUUUUCGUUACACUUUUCUUACCUCUUUCUUUCAUCUUCCUUUUUUCAUUCCUCUUUACUCUUUCUUUUUUCUUUACACUUUUCUUUCAUCUUUCUUCCAUCUUCCUUUUUUCAUUCCUCUUUUCUUUGUUCUUUCUUUUUUCUUUACACUUUUCUUACCUCUUUCUUUCACCUUUCUUUUUCAUUCCUCUUUGCUCUUUUUUUUUUCUUUAUACUUUUCUUUCCUCUUUCUUUCAUCUUCCUUUUUUCAUUCCUCUUUGCUCUUUCUUUUUUCUUUACAUUUUUCUUUCCUCUUUCUUUCACCUUUCUUUUUUUCAUUCCUCUUUAUUCUCUUUCUUUUUUCUUUACACAUUUCUUUCCUCUUUCUUUCACCUUUCUUUCUUUUUUCUUUUUUCAUUCCUCUUUUUUCUCUUUUUUUUUUUUUUUUUUUCUUUUUUUUCUUUCCUCUUUUUUCACCUUUCUUUUCAUUUUUUUUCUUUCCUCUUUUUUUUCUUUUUACACAUUUCUUUUUUUCUUUCAUUCUUUUUCAUUCCUCCUCUUUCUUUCACACAUUUCUUUCCUUUUUUCAUUUUUCUUUACACUCUUUCUUUUUCUUUUUACAAUUUCCUUUCCUUUUCUUUCUUUCUUUUCACCUUUCUUUUUUUCAUUUCUGCUCUUUUUUUUUUUUUCCUCUUUUCCUCUUUCUUUUUUCUUUUUCUUUCACCUUUUUUUCAUUCCUAUUUUUUUUUUUUUUUUUCUUUUUACCUUUCUUUUUUUUCUCUUUCUUUCUUUUUUUUUUAUUCUUUCUUUUCUUUCACCUUUCUUUUUCAUUCCUCUUUUCUUUUUUUUUCUUUUUUCAUUCCUUUUUUUUCUUUUUCUUUACAUUUCACCUCUUUCUUUUUUUCUUUUUUCCUUUCUUUUUCUUUUUUCUUUUCUUUCUUUUUUUUUUUUUUUCUUUCCUCUUUUCUUUUUUUCUUUACAUUUUUCUUUCCUCUUUCUUUUACCUUUCUUUUUUCAUUCCUCUUUCCUCUUUCUUUUUUCUUUACACAUUUCUUUCCUCUUUCUUUCACCUUUCUUUUUUCAUUCCUCUUUGCUCUUUCUUUUUUUUUACAUUUUCUUUCCUCUUUCUUUUACCUUUCUUUUUUCAUUCCUCUUUGCUCUUUCUUUUUUUUUUCUUUCUUUCCUUUUUUUCCUCUUUCUUUUUUUUUUCCUUUCUUUUUUUUUUUAUUCCUCUUUCUUUUCUUUCUUUUUUUUCCUUUUCUCUUUCUUUUCUUUAUUUUCUUUUCCUUUUUCUUUUACCUUUCUUUUUUCAUUUCCUUUCUUUUUCUUUUCUUCCUUUUUUUUUUUUUUUCAUUUCUUUCCUCUUUUUCUUUACAUUUUUCCUUUUUUUUUUCAUUUCCUUCUUCAUUUUCUUUUUUUUUUUCUUUACAUUUUUCACCUUUCUCCUUUUUUUCUUUUCUUUACACUUUCUUUUCUUUUUCAUUCCUCUUUUCUUCCUCUUUCUUUCAUUUUUUUUUUCAUUUCUUUUUGCCUCUUUCUUUUUCUUUACCUUUCUUUUUUUCUUUCACCUUCAUUCUCUUUGCUCUUUCUUUUUUUUUUAAUUUUCAUUUCUUUCUUUUUUUUCUUUACCUUUUCUUUUUUUCAGAUCUUUCUUUUUUCCUCUUUUGCUUUUUUCUUUACAUUUUUCUUUUUCUUUUUUCUUUUUUUCUUUUACGCUUUCUUUUUUUUUUCCUCUUUUCCUUUUUUUUCUUUUUUUUCUUUUUUCAUUUUUUUCUGCUUUUCUUUUCUUUCCUUCUUUUUUUUCCUUUUUGCUCUUUCUUUUUUUUGUUUCAUUCACUUUUCUUUCCUCUUUCUUUUUUUCUUUCUCUUUCUUUCCACCUUUCUUUUUCAUUCUCUUUUUCUUUUUCUUUUUUUUUUUUCUUUUUUUUUUCUUUUUUUUUUUUUUUUUCUCUUUCUUUUUUUUUCAUUUUCCUUUUUUCAUUCCUUUUUUUUUUCAUUCCUUUUGCUCUUUUCUUUUUUUUACCUUUUCUUUCAUUCCACAUCUUUUUUUUCUUUUUUUUUUCUUUACACCCUUCCUUUUUCAUUCCUCUUUUUUUUUUUUUUUUUUUUUCUUUCCUCUUUUUUUUACCUUUUUUUUUCUUUACACAUUUCUUUCCUCUUUCUUUCACCUUUCUUUUUUCAUUCCUCUUUGUUCUUUUUUUUUUUUUCUUUUAGGAUUUUCUUUUUCAUUCCUCUUUCCUCCUUUUUUUUUUUCAUUUUAAAAAUUUGCUUUUCUUUUUUUUUCUUUCUUUUUUCUUUCCUCUUUUUUUUUCAUUUCUUUGCCUUUUCUUUUUUUUUCAUUUCUUCUUUUUUCUUUUUUUCUUUUUUUUUUUUUUUGCCUUUCUUUUCUUUCCUUUCUUUUCAUUUUUCUUUCUUUUCUUUUGCUCUUUUUUUUCACUUUCUUUUUUUUUUUUCAUUCCUUUUUCUUUCCAGAUUUUUCUUUUUUUCUUUUCAUUUUUUUUUUUUCUUUUUUUUUUUCUUUCCAUUCCUCUUUCUUUCUUUUUUGCUCUUCUUUCUUUUUUUUUCAUUUUUCAUUCCUCUUUCUUUUUUUUUUUUUUUUUUUUUUUUCUUUUUUCCUUUUUCUUUUUUCUUUCUUUUCUUUCCUCUUUCUUUCACCUUUCUUUUUUUUUUUCUCUUUUUUUUUUUUUUCUUUUUUUUUUUCCUUUUUCAUUCCUUUGUUUCUUUCUUUUUUUUUUCUUUUCUUUUUUUUUCCAUUUCUUUUCAUUUUUGCCUUUUUUUUUUUCUUUUUUUUUUCUUUUUUCAUUUUGUUUUUUCUUUUUUUCUUUCAUUUUUUUUUUCUCUCUUUUUUUUUUUCCUUUCUUUUUCAUUUUUUCUUUUCUCUUUCCUUUUUUAUCUUUCUUUUUUCAAAAAUUUUCUUAACUUUUCUUUUUUUUUCUUUCUUUUUCUUUUUUUCUUUCAUUCCUCUUUUCUUUUUUUUUCUUUUUUUUUUUUUCUUUUCUUUCCUCUUUCUUUCACCUUUUAUUUUUCUUUGAUCUUUUCUUUUUCUUUUUUUUUUCCUUUUUCUUUUUUCCUUUUGCUCUUUUUUUUCUUUACUUUUCUUUCUUUUCUUUCUUCCUUUUUCAUUCCUCUUUGCUUUUUUCUUUUUUUUUCUUUUUUUCUUUCUUUUCAUUCCUUUUUUCUUUUACUUUUUUUUUUGACUCCUUCCUUUUUCUUUUUUUUUUUCUUUUUUUUUUUCUUUCCUCUUUUUCUUUUUUUUUUUUUUUCAUUUCCUCUUUUCUUUUUUUUUUUUCUUUUCUUUGCUUUUUUCAUUCCUUUUUUUCCUUUUCUUUCCUUUCUUUUUCAUUUUUUUUCUUUUUCUUUUUCUUUUCUUUUUUUCUUUUUUUUUCCUCUUUUCACCUUUUUUUCCUUUUACUUUUCUUUUUAUUUACAUUUUCUUUCUUUUUACUCUUUUUCAUUUUUUUGCCUUCCUUUUUCUUUUUACACUUUUUUCUUUUUUACCUUUCUUUUUUUCAUUCCUCUUUUGCUCUUUCUUUUUUUCUUUUACAUUUCUUUCCUUUUCUUUUCCUUUCUUUCUUUUUCCUCUUUGCUUUUUUUUUUUUCUUUACACUUUUCUUUCCUUUUACUUUCUUUCCCUUUCUUUUUUUUUUCUUUUUUUCUCUUUCUUUUUUUUUUUUUUUUUGCUUUCCUCUUUUCUUUCAUCUUUCUUUUUUCUUUUUCCUCUUUUGCUUUCUUUUUCUUUUUUUCUUUUUACUUUUCUUUCCUUUUCAUUCCUUUUCCUUUCUUUUUUCAUUCCUCUUUACUCUUUCUUUUUUUCUUUUCCUUUUCUUUCUUUUUUUUCUUUCUUUUUACCUUUCUUUGCUCUUUCUUUUUUUUUUUUUUCUUUUCUUCUUUCAUUUUUUCCUUUCUUUUUAAUUCCUUUUUCUUUUCUUCUUUUUCUUUCUUUUCUUUUUCUUCUUUUCUUUCAUUUUUCUUUUUUUUUUUCUUUUCUUUUCUUUUCUUUCCUUUUCUCUUUUUCUUUUUUUCUUUCUUUUCCUUUUUCUUUCCUCUUUGCUUCUUUUUUUUUUCUUUUUUUUUUUUACUUUUCUUUUUCAUUCUUCUUUUUUUUUUUUUUUUUCUUUCUUUCUUUUUUUUCAUUCAUUUCCUUUUUUCUUUUUUUUUCUUUUUCUUUUUUUUUUUUUUUCUUUUUUUUUCCUUUUCUUUUCUUCUUUCUUUCAUUUUUUCAUUUUUUCAUUCCUCUUUGCUCUUUCUUUUUUCUUUACACUUUCUUUCCUCUUUCUUUCACCUUUCUUUUUUUUCUUUCCUUUUUUUCUUUUUUUUCUUUUUUUUUUUUUCAUUCUUUUCUUUCCUUUUUUCUUUUAUUCUUUUCUUUUUUUCUUUCCUCUUUGCUCUUUCUUUUUUUUCUUUUCUUUUUCUUUCAUUUUCACCUUUCUUUUUUUCAUUCCUCUUUCUUUCAAAUUUUCUUUCUUUUCUUUUUCUUUUUUUUUUUAUACUUUUCUUUCCUCUUUUUUCAUUCCUCUUUUUUCAUUUCUUUUGCUCUUUCUUUUUUUUUACUUUUUCUUUUUUCCUUUUUCCUUUUUCUUUUCUUUUUUCUUCUUUACUUUUCUUUUUUUUUCAUUCCCCUCUUUGCUUUUUUUUUUUUUUCUUUUCUUUCUUUUCUUUCUUUUUUUUUCAUUUCCUUUUUUCUUUCUUUUUCUCUUUUUUUUACUUUUCUUUCCUUUUCUUUCCUUUUUCUUUUUUUCCUUUUUUUUUAUCUUUUUUUCUUUCACUUUCUUUUUUUUUUUUUUUUUUUUUUUCUUUUUCUUUUUUUUCAUUUCUUUUUUUUUUUUUUUCUUUUUUUCCUUUCUUUUUUUUUCUUUUUUUUCCUUUUCUUUCACCUUUUUUUUCUUUCACCUUUUUUUUUACAUUUCUUUUUUUCACCUUUUUUCUUUUUCUUUUGCUCUUUCUUUUUCUUUCCCUUUUUUCACCUUUCUUUUUUCUUUUUGCUUUUGCUCUUUUUUUUUUUUUUUUUCUUUUCUUUUUGUUUCUUUCUUUUUUUUUUUUUUUUUUCCAUUUUUUCUUUGCUCUUCUUUUACCUUUCUUUCUUUUUUAUUUUUCUUUCUUUUUUCUUUCUUUUUUUCAUUUUUUCUUUUUUUCUUUCUUCUUUUUUUUUCUUUUUUCUUUUUCUUUUCUCUUUCUUUCACCUUUCUUUUUUUUCAUUCCUCUUUUUUUCUUUUUUUCUUUCUUUUUUCUUUUACAUUUUCUUUUUUCUUUUUUCAUUUCUUUUUCUUUUUCAUUUUUCUUUUCCUCUUUCUUCUUUUUUUUUUUUUUUCUUUCCUCUUUCUUUCACCUUUGUUUUUUCUUUCUUUUUCUUUUUUCUUUUUUCUCUUUUUUCUUUUUCCUGUUUCUUUUUGCUCUUUCUUUUCCUUUCUUUUUCUUUCUUUCCUUUCUUUUUUCCUUUUUUUUCAUUUUUUUUCUUUUCUUUUCCUUUCUUUUUUCAUUCCUUUCUUUUUCUUUUUUCUUUUUUUCAUCUUUUUUUUCAUUUCUCUUUCUUUCUUUCACCUUUCUUUUUUCUUUCCUUUUUUUCUUCCUUUUUUUCUUUUUCUUUUUUUUCCUCUUUCUUUUUUCACCUUUUUUUUCAUUUUCUUGCCUCUUUGCUCUUUCUUUUUUUUCUUUAUUUUUUCUUUUUACCUUUUUUUUCCUUUUCUUUUUUUUCCUCUUUUCUUUUUUUUUUUUACCUUUUUUCCUCUUUCUUUUUUUCUUUUUUUCUUUUUGCUUUUUUAUCUUUUCUUUUUUUUUUUUUUCUUUUCCUUUUUUUGCCUUUUUUCUUUUUUUUUUUUUUCUUUCUUUGCUUCUUUCUUUUUUUCUUUUCUUUGCUCUUUUCUUUUUUCUUUCCUCUUUUUUUUCACCUUUCUUUUUCAUUCCUCUUUUCUUUUUUUUUUUUUUUUCCUUUUCUUUCAUUUUCUUUUCUUUCCUUUCUUUCUUUUCUUUUUCUUUUUACAUUUCUUUUUUCUUUCUUUCACCUUUUCUUUUUUUCUUUGCUCUUUUUUUUCUUUUUUUAGGAAGGUUUCUUUCUCUUCCUUUUUUCUUUUUUCUUUUUUUCUUUCCUUUUUUCCUCUUUCUUUUUUUUUUUCCUUUUUUCUUUCCUUCUUUCUUUUUUUUCUUCUUUUCUUUUCUUUCCUUUUUUUUCUUUUCUUUCAUUCUCUUUGCCUUUUUUUUCUUUCCUUUCUUUUUUUCUUUUUCUUUUUUCACUCUUUUCCUCUUUUUUUUUCUUUUUUCUUUCUUUUUUUCAUUUCCUCUUUCCUUUUUUUCAUUCUCUUUCUUUUUUUUUCUUUUUUUUCUUUUCCUCUUUCUUUUUUUUCUUUCUUUUUUUCAUUCCACUUUCCUUUGCUCUUUCUUCCUUCUUUCUUUUCCUUUCCUCUUUUUCUUUUUCAUUUCCUUCUCUUUGUUUUUUUUUUCCUCUUUUCUUUCCCUUUCUACCACCUUUCCUUUUCAAUUUUCCUUUUGCUUUUCUUCCUUCUUUUUUUUUCCUUUCCUCUUUUUCUUUUUCAUUUCCUAUAAACCAAAUUAUAUUUUUAUAAAAUUAUAA
This is a messenger RNA of Acanthosepion pharaonis, 7089 nucleotides long. NCBI's taxonomy places the organism in Eukaryota, Metazoa, Mollusca, Cephalopoda, Sepiida, Sepiidae. The record is from the annotation of a GenBank genome assembly.